Molecule: messenger RNA, 2663 nt
Organism: Monoraphidium neglectum
Lineage: Eukaryota; Viridiplantae; Chlorophyta; Chlorophyceae; Sphaeropleales; Selenastraceae
Exons: 2
Source: RefSeq, a predicted model, not a curated record
AUGUCCGCGGCGGGCGCCGCGGCAAUGGACCUGCUGCGUCGGCCCCUAGCACCCCCCUUGGCACGCCCCCUGGUGGAGCUGCACAGCUCCCUGCAGGCCUUGUUCCAGCUGGUAGAAAUCCAAGGCGCCCCGGCCGCGGAGCGUGCCCUGCUGGCCGCGGCCCGCAACGCGCUGCGCUCCACCCUCGCCGCCCUCGACGCGCUCGGCCGCCGCCGGCUGUCCAGCCAGGACUUCGCCUGCCUCCAGCUGCUGGUCUUCGCGCCGUUCUUGGGCCGCCUGAUGGCGUACGAGGCGCCGGACGCGCUGCGCCAGCAGUUUACGGGGCUGCAGCUGGCGGCGCUCGCGCUGCUGGAGGCGGCCUUAGACCUGCACGCCCUCAGCCGUGGCAGCGGCGCCGGUGGCGGCGGCGCAGCUGGGGGCAGCGGCGCGAACAGCCGCAGCAGCCCUGAGGCGGCGGCUCACCACCAGGACGAGGACGACAAGCACGAGCUCCUGCGGCGCGGCGCGAUGGACGUGGUGCUGCGGCUGCAGCGCUACAGCCUGCCUGACGACGCCGCCUGGGCCUCCUGGCUGCAGGCGCGCGCCGCCGGCGCCGUCGGAGGCGCGCCGGCGGCCCCACUGCCGCAGCCGCCGCGCCUCCUCAGCCAAGCUGAGUCGCCCGCCGACGGCGUAGCGCGGCUGGCGGAGGUCGCGGCCGGGCGCGUGGCGCGGCAGCCUGCGGUGCAUGUGGACGCGGCACUGCGCCUCCUAGGCACCCUUCAGGCCGUGGCGCCGGACGCGUUUGCAAUCGCGCGCCUCUCGCCGCUGUGGGCCGCCCUGGCCACGGGGCCGCCGGCCGCGCUGCGCACAGUCAGCCACAAGGGCAAGGCGCAGUGGGUGGUGGAGUGGUCAGACCUUGCGCGCAGCAUAGCGCCCAGCGAGGCCGCUGCGUCUGCUGCUGCACGGGACUGGCUCGUCGGCCGAAUCCUUGAGCGCGUGCUGCUGGAGUCUGACGCAGGCCAGCGGCGCCUGCAGGUUGAUCAUCUUAUGGAAACGCUGGGCGUAACUCUCAGCCCUGGCGCAAGCAGCGGCGCCAACGUCGCGGCGGCCGCGGGGCUGCAGGCUGCUGCAUGCGUGCACCAGCUCCUGUCGCUCGCAGUGCGCCAGGAGCACGAGGGGCUUGCCAGCUGCCUGUUGGCCUGUGUCGUUGAGUUGGCUCAGGGCGACGGCCGCGGCGCCGCGCCGCAGCUACUCUGCGCAGCAAGCGCGCCGCUACUGGCGCCGCUGCCGGAGCAGCUGCUCGUGGCGUGGCGCCAGCAGCUGCCUGCCGCGUGGGCAAAGAUGGAUGCGGCGGCAGCUGGAGCCUGGAUUGACAGCCUUGCCGGGGCGCUCGACGUCGGCAACGGCGGCGGCCUGCAGCGGCUGCCUCCUGCGCAGGCUGCCUUGGUGCUGCGGCUCUCGACAGUCUGCCUUGAGCGCCACCCACAUCUGCUGCCGCGGCUGGGGCAUGCGCGCAGCGUCAUGGGGUGGCUAGUCGGCGUCAGGCUCGCAGCGGCGGGCGCGGAGGCAGGAGGGCCGGAUGGUGGCAGCUGCACCAGCGAGGUUCAUGCCGCCAGCUGCCAGCUCGCAGCGCUGUUCGCAGCGAAUGCCAGCUCAGGCGCGGCGGCUCUUAGCGCCCUGCUGUCCAUCGCCGGCGCCGGCAUCACCAACCCUGGCGUCAGCGGCGGCGACGACGCUGCCGCCAGUCAGGUUCAGGUGCAAGCCGAGGCGCUCGCGCUGCUGCGCGCGGCAUAUGCAGCCGCGCCCGCGGCGCGCGGCGCGUGGCUGGAUGCUGUCCAGCAGGAGGGCUCUGACGCGGUGCACGCAUCAGCCUGUGACGCCCUGGGCGCCCUGGCAGCCGCGCUCUCACUGGCGCCUGGCGAAGCCGCUUGCAAGGACUCCGCCGCGGCGCCGCUCGACCUGCUGGCGCUGCUGGCGCUGCGCACUGACGCGCCCUCGCGCAGGGCGGUCGCCCUCGCCGCAACGCCCGGCGUCGGCGCGCGCCUGCCUGAGGUGCUCCUGGCGGCUGCCACUGCAGACGCGUCGCUUGCAGUGCCUGCAGUGCAUCUGCUGAUCCAUUUGCUGCCCUUGCCCGGCGUCGCAGCUGCGGCGCCCGACGCCGCAGCGGCCGCCCGCAGCCUCGUCCAAGAGCAUGCGUCGGUGUUGCUGCAGGUGCCGGUUGCCCCCAGCGGUGCGGCGCCGGACCUUUCGGGCCUGACGGCCGGAAGCUUCCACGCGUGGCUCGCCUUCCUGGCGGAAGUCCCAGAGGCGGCUGCCAAGCCGGAAGGCGGGGAGGCAGGCAGCCGCGCGCCCAGCCUGCUGCAUGAGUACCUUGGCUGCUUGCUGGCUGGCGCGGGCACGCCGGGCGUCGCCGACGCGGCGCCGCUCGGGCAGCAGCUGAGCGCGGUUGCUUCGCUGCUUCCAGGUUCUGUUUCCGCCGCCAGCGGGGGCGACGGGGCGCUUCCAGUUUCGGGGGCGCAACAGCGGGUGUGCAGCCGGCAGCUGUCAGAGCAGCUCGAGGCCGGCCUGUUGGGCCGCCUGGAGGAGCUGACCGCCCUCAUGGCCUGCGGCACCCAGCCACUCGUCUCCGCCGCGGCGUCCGCGUGCGCGGCGCUGCUUGGCGCGGCCGACAACGGCGCGGCGCU